This is a messenger RNA of Aspergillus heteromorphus CBS 117.55, 3154 nucleotides long. RefSeq lists its product as uncharacterized. Gene Ontology annotation, molecular function: 5-oxoprolinase (ATP-hydrolyzing) activity. Gene Ontology annotation, cellular component: cytosol. NCBI's taxonomy places the organism in Eukaryota, Fungi, Ascomycota, Eurotiomycetes, Eurotiales, Aspergillaceae. Bases 1 to 2988 code for a protein of 995 amino acids. The transcript has 3 exons. Gene Ontology annotation, biological process: glutathione metabolic process. The record is from RefSeq and is a predicted model, not a curated record.
AUGACAUCCCAACCACGGUACCGCCUCGGGGUCGACGUGGGAGGCACCAACACCGACGCCGUGCUGAUCUCCCUCGAUCCCAUCGCCAUCGUCUCCUCCCAUAAAUCCCCGACCACGCCCGACAUCACCUCCGGCAUCACCGCCGCCAUCCGCGCCGUCCUCGCCACCGCUGAUGUCUCUCACGUUCUCUCCGCCAUCGAAUGCGUCAUCAUCGGCACCACCCACUUCGUCAACGCCGUCGUGCAGCGCUCUCCGUCCCUGCGCCGCGUCGCCGUCGUGCGUCUCUGCGGCGGUCCCCACGAGGGCUUCGGCCGCGCCAUCCCCCCCUUCGUCGAUUUUCCCGCCGACCUGCGCGCCCGCAUCGCCCCCCCGCGCCCGUAUCUCUGCCACGGCGGGUUCCAGAUCUCCGGCGAGGAGAUCAGUCCGCUGGACGAGACGGAGCUGGAGACCGUCGGGCGGGCCAUCGUGGCGGACGGGGUGUUGGACGUCGUCGUCGCGGGCAUGUACGCGCCCCUGGACCCUGCCCAGGAGGUGCGCGCUGGAGAGAUCCUGCUGCGAUCCAUGACGAAGGCCUGCCCCGGCGCGACGCCCCGUAUCACGCUCUCCCACCAGGUCUCCGGACUGGGGUUCCUGGCCAGGGAGAACGCUGCCAUCCUCAACGCCACGCUCCGUCCACUGGCCGAGCGCACAAUCUGCAGCUUCCAGCGGGCCAUGCGCGCGAUCUUCCCCGAGGCGCUCGUCACGCUGUUUCUCACCCAGAAUGACGGCAGUGUGCUGGCCGCCAACGAGGCCGUCGACCUGCCCAUCCGCACGUUCAACUCGGGGCCAACCAACUCCAUCCGCGGCGGGGCGUUCCUCUGGCGGACGGCAGCAGAAGAAGAAGAAGAAGAAGAAGAAGAAGAAGAAGAAGAAGAAGGGAGCGGACCGACGCGGCACCCGCGCAGGGCGGAGCCCCUGGUGGUCAUCGACAUCGGGGGCACCACCUCCGACAGCGGGCUGCUGCUGCCCAACGGACUGCCCCAGAUGAGCUCCGUCAUGAGUCUCGUCGGCGGCGUGCGCACCAACUUCGCCCUGCCCGCGGUCGAGAGCAUCGGGCUGGGGGGAGGCAGUCUCGUCCGGGGCACGGAGGAGGAGGAGACAUGCUCGGUCGGUCCCGACAGUGUCGCGCACGAGCUGCUGGUCCGGGCCCGUCUCUUCGGGGGCGACUGUCUCACGGCCACGGAUAUCGUCGCGGCGGCAUGGCAGAGACACCGUCCCUCGGGGCCCAAUCCGCUGCACGGGCUGGGGGACCCGGCCCAUCUGGCCGAUAUCACGCCGCGGAUGGCCACCCGCGCCCAGAAUGCCAUGCGACGGAUGAUCGAGGAUCUCGUCGACCGCACCAAGGUCUCCCGGGAGGACGUCGAUGUGCUGCUCGUCGGCGGCGGCGCGCCCAUCGUCCGCACCGACGAGCCUCUCCGCGGCGUCCGGCAGGUGCAGACGGUGGCCGGGGGUGAGGUCGCCAAUGCGGUUGGAGCGGCCAUCUCGCGCGUCUCGGGCGUCGUCGACACGGUCGUGGACACCUCCCACGGCACCCUCAGGGACGCCCAGGACCGGGUCUCGCAGCGGGCCCUCGGCCAGGCCGUCGCCCACGGGGCCCGGCCCGACACGGUGCACGUCGCCGAGGUGACGCUGCUGCCCAUCCAGUACGUCGAGGAGGCCAAGGCGCGCCUCGUCGUGCGCGCCGUGGGCGAGCUGGACCUCGUGGCUGUUCCGGAUGGUGCCCUCGACAGGCGGCUCGAGGCUCCAGACCUCCAGGCCUACCGCCCCACCAUCCAGCACCGCCAGUGGAUCCUCACCCCGACCGACCUGGACUUCAUCGCCUGCGGCUGCAAGAUCCUCGGCUGCGGGGGCGGCGGCGACCCGUACCCGGAGCACCUGAGGGCGCUGGCCCUGCUGCGCAGCCAGCCCGGUGGGAUCACCGUCGUCUCGCCCGACUUCCUGCCCGACGACGCCCUGGUCGGCUGGACGGGCUGCAUGGGCAGCCCCGACGUGAGCCUGGAGCGACUCGAGAACGGCGAGUGCGGGCAGGCGCACGCCGAGCUGAUGCGGGUGACGGGGAGUGAUGCGGUGUCCGGCUUCAUGGCGGUGGAGAUCGGCGGGGGCAAUGGGAUGGUCAAUCUCGCGGUGGCCGCGCAGGGCGGCGUGCCCUGUCUCGACGCCGAUUUCAUGGGCCGCGCCUAUCCGACCCUCUGGCAGGUCACUCCCAACGUGUUUGGGUCGGCGCGCGGCGAGGCGCUGGUGCCCACCACCAUGGCCAGCGGCGAUGGGUCGUUCAUCACCAUGACGCGCGUGCGGACGGACCGGCUGGUGGAUCGGGGGCUGCGGGCCUCGUGCGUCGAGAUGGGCUGUCGCACGGGCGUCGCGGGGCCCCCGAAACGGGUGCAGCUGGUGCGCGAGCAGGCGAUCCUUCACUCGGUGUCCCUGGCCUGGUGGAUCGGGCGGGCCGUGAUGCUGGAGCGCACUCUCGCGGAUAGGGCACGGCGCAUCGUCGAGGCCGUCGGGGGGACGGCCAGUGCGGCCGUCCUGGGCGAGGGCAAGGUCGUGGCCGUGUCGCGGGUGCUGAAGACGGGCCACUCGUAUGGGGUGCUGGAGGUGGACGGUCGCCUGAGUGCCGGGACGACCCCCGCGACGAUCCGCGUGCCCUUCAAGAACGAGAAUGCCCUGGUGGAGGCGGUCGUUCGGGGAGAGCAGCAGGUGCAGGUGUUGGCGGCGGUGCCCGAUCUGAUUGUCGUGCUGGACGCGGAGACGGGGGCUGGCCUGGCCACCCCCGAGUAUAAAUACGGGCUGAAGGUGGUGAUCCUCGCCAUUGCUGCCUCUCCCCGGUGGACCGACUCGGCGAGGGGGAUGGAGCUGGGGGGGCCUUCAUCCAUGGGGUUUGAGGUCGAAUACGUGCCGGUGGGGCGAUACUGUCCCCCUCGCAGUGUCAUCGAGGCGUUUGCGGAGGGCUGAUCUAUUGAUCAGGAGGUGGGAACCGGGCAUUCAUGGUUGUGGUAUUAUUCAACCGGAUCUUUACAAUGGAUGUUUUUUUUUUUGUUUUUUUCUGGCCAUCUAUCAAGGGUAGUAGUUUUAUAUAUCCCACAGUCCCGACAUCCCCGGACAUUCCCCGCAAUCCCAU